AGGACAGCAAAUGAGAUCCACCUUCAUUUGGAACUAGCCACUGAAAAAUGUAAUAGACAAAAUUUAAUAACUGCAGUUUGUGUAAACAAGUAAAAAAUAUGAAAAAUGCUGUAGGGACCUGCUCUGGUGCUUAAAGAGUAAGUUACCCCCUAAUCAACCGUAUAAAGGAGUGUGAAAAGUGCUGCAGACGUGUGAAGUUGUUGUUUUUAGUAUUUUAGUGCAUCUUAUGGAGAGGAUCCAGUCAGAUAAUCUGACUGGAAAUCAGAGAAAAAACACUUGGAGAAAAAAAAAACAACUGUAAAGUUAACAGCUGAAAUAGCAGGAAAUAAUGCAAUUAAGAGGGAAAUUGUAGUGUGUGUGGAAAGUGGUCAGUGUGUCCUUCAGUAGCCUAAGCCUAUUGACCCUUUGCACGUGACAUCACGCCAGUCAUGUGGCCGCCCCCUCUGCCAUGAUGGACGGCAAAAAGACCGUUUACACUCGUAGAAACUCCAGUGAAGCUAGUUAAAACAAGCCAGUUUGUAGCCUUUUAUGGCUUUUAUUUAGUUGAUUUAACAGUAAAAUGGUUUUAGCUUGCUGCGUGGUCGGCUGCACUAACAGACAAGGACGUAAACUCAACUCGUUUUUUUCUUUUUAAUAACUUUGAUGGAGACUGAGGACGGAGAUGAACUGCAGCGAUCAAUCAAGCGGACUAGCAGGCCUCAGAUUUGCAGCGAACAUGUUUUUACCGGACUGACUGAAGUUCUGCCAUGCCUGUGGCCUCCACCAGGACAGAGCCUGGGCCCCAGGUGUUGGAUGCGAUGAGUGACAGCACCACCAGCUCCACCAUUGCCAAUGAUCUGGACCUCAUCUACCUGAAAGGCAUCAUGGAGAGCCCUCCGGAGCAGGAGGAGAGCCUGAAGGAGCCACGACUGUCACCAGUAAGGGAAAACAACGUGGAGCUCCUGCUGGAGAUCCUCAGAGACCUGGACCCAUUCACACAUCGCUCUGACACUGCAGCUGAGCUCACUCGCAUCCUCACGCAGCCUCACUUCCAGUCUUUGCUGGAGACUCAUGACUCAGUGGCGUCCCAGGUGUGUGACAGCCCACCUCUCAGUCCCUGUGAUUUUAAUGAUGAAGAAGCUGAAGACAGCCAAAUGAACAGCCUGCACCCGCCUCCUGAUGCUAUCCGCAUGGUGGGCAUACGUAUUGUGGCUGGGGAGCAUCUGGGAAUAACCUUUAAAGUGGAGGGUGGUGAGCUGGUGAUCGCCCGGAUCCUUCAUGGUGGGAUGAUAGACCAGCAAGGCCUUCUGCAUGUUGGAGACAUCAUCAAAGAGGUAAAUGGCAGAGAGGUGGGUCGGGACCCGCGAGUCCUGCUAGAGGAGCUCCAAGCUGCCAGUGGGAUCGUGGUGCUGAAGAUACUGCCCAGCUACCAUGAGACCUUUCCCCCAAGACAGGUGUUCUUCAAGUGCCACUAUGACUACGAUCCAGCCAAUGACAACUUAAUUCCAUGUAAGGAGGCGGGCCUAAGGUUUGAAACAGGAGACAUCCUGCAGAUAGUCAACCAGGACGAUGUCAACUGGUGGCAGGCCCGUCAUGUGGAGGGUGGGAGCACAGGGCUUAUUCCCAGUCAGAUGUUGGAGGAGAAAAGGAAAGCUUUUGUUAAAAGAGACGUGGAGCUGACACCUGCAGGAAACCUUUGCACUGGUGUUGGUGGGAAGAAGAAGAAGAAGAUGAUGUAUGUGACCACAAAAAACGCAGAAUUUGAUAGACAUGAGAUCCUGCUCUAUGAGGAGGUAGCCAAGGUCCCGCCUUUCAAAAGGAAAACUCUGAUUUUGAUAGGUCCCCAGGGAGUUGGUCGGCGUAGACUUAAAGCCAAACUCCUACUGAGGGAUCCACAAAUCUUCGGCACCACCAUUCCAUACACUUCCAGAAAACCCAAAAAGGGCGAACGUGAAAAUCACAUGUAUGCUUUCACCAGCCGCAGCAAGAUGGAGGCUGACAUCAAGGACGGGCGUUAUCUUGAAUAUGGAGAAUAUGAGGGCAACUUGUAUGGGUUAAAGAUGGACUCAAUACAUGAGGUGGUUGAGGCAGGACGGAUCUGCAUACUGGACGCCAAUCCACAGUCCCUUAAGGUGCUGCGGACCUCUGAGUUUUUGCCCUACGUGGUGUUUCUUCAGUCUCCUGACUUUGAAGUGCUGAAGGCGCUGAACUGCUCUGCCGUAGAAGCAGGCGUGGUCACCAAGACGCUGACGGACGAGGAGCUGCAGAGGACGUGUGAUGAGAGCGACAGACUUAAGACAGCUUUUGGUCACUACUUUGACCUCACCAUCAUCAACGAGAACCUGGAUGAGACCUACCGCACCGUCAAAGCUGCACUGGAAACUGUUUCCAAGAACCCCCAGUGGGUCCCUGUGACCUGGGUUUUCUAAGAGCGGGCUGUCGGUUACCCAGAGGGAGAGAAAACGGACUCAUGUACAGAUGGAAAAUACUAUUUUCAUCUGUUAGUGGAGGUUGUUAGUGGCUGUAGGUUGUAGGGUAGACACAUCUGAACUGUGUGUGUGUGUUUAUACAGGACUCAGCCUUAAGGCAAGGCAGCUUUAGUUCUAGAGCACAUUUCAAACACAGAGGCAAUUCAGUGUGCUUUACAAUUAUCAGGACAUGAUGUAAAGGACCAAAAGCCAGGUGCCAUGAUAAAGAGGGCAGUUCUGACACCAGUUGCACCAGUAUCUCACUGGUCUGCCGCUGUUGGACUAUGUCCAUAACAUUUCUGAUAAACCAUUCCUCACCGGGGGGGGGGGGGUUUGCUCUUGUGUCUGGGAUCCAGUCCGGACUCUGCGAGUUUCAGACUUUAGAAGGAUUAGAGACCGAGUUCUGGAUUAGGACAUGUGACACAACCAGAUAUAAACCUUGUGUAAAGCAGCGGUUUAAGUGGGUCUAAAGGGGCAUGGACACUAUGUCUGUCUGAGGACUCGCCUGUUUACAUCCACACUCCCAUGCCGCCUCCACUCAGACUAAAACUUCAUGUCAGACACGUAGAAAGUGUGUAGCGGAUUUAGUGACCUUUUUUGUCCUGUAACAUGUAAUAUUCAGAGGAGUCAUGCGUAAAACACAACCCUAGUAAUCACCUCCACAUGAGCAAGGCCCAGAUGUAGUUAUUAGCCCUCUUAGGCAGCAGGAGGGUUGCAGGUUCAAAUCCCAGCCUCCCAGCCUUUUUUAUGGAGUUGGCAUGUUCUUGUGCACGUGUUCCUUCUCACAGACCAAAAACAUGCAUGUGAGGUUAAAACGGUGCGUGAGGUCACAGGUCAACUGAACAGCUGGAGGAGGGAAAGUGUCAACACAGAGACAAACGCUCUGAUCAGCAUAUGUUUGUUUUUGUUUUAUCUACUUAUUUAUAGAUAAUUAUAUCUGUAUUUAUCCCUCAUGGUGUAGAUAGCCUGUAGAUACACGGGUUUAAUGACGGGGCCCGGUACGUACGCUACUUUAGUGUUAGUACCUGUAAAGUAAACCCAUCGAUGAGCAACACUGUCACUUUAUAUCUCACUGUAAAUAUGCCAUAUCUUAUUAUGUUGCCUCAUAGAUGUGUUUGUGCUCUUUCGGCUUGCCGUACAGGUCCCUCUAUAGUGCCAACUGCAGAAAUGCUUCCUUACAAUUUUUGUUUCUUUAGUGGGUUUUGUGGCAGCUACUGACUCUUAGAUUAGAAUGAAUAACAGCCUGGAUUAAAAUAAAUAACAAUCUGGAUUAGAAUGAUAAAGAGCCUGGAUUAGAGAUGAUAAACAUCCUGGAUUAGAAUGAUAAAGAGGCUGGAUUAGAAAUGAUAAACAUCCUGGAUUAGAAUGAAUAACAGCCUGGAUUAGAGAUUAUAAACAGCCUGGAUUAGAGAUGAUAAAGAGGCUGGAUUAGAGAUGAUAAACAGCCUGGAUUAGAAUGAAUAACAGUUUGGAUUAGAGAUUAUAAACAGCCUGGAUUAGAAAUGAUAAACAUCCUGGAUUAGAAUGAAUAACAGCCUGGAUUAGAGAUUAUAAACAGCCUGGAUUAGAGAUGAUAAAGAGGCUGGAUUAGAGAUGAUAAACAGCCUGGAUUAGAAUGAAUAACAGUCUGGAUUAGAGAUUAUAAACAGCCUGGAUUAGAAAUGAUAAACAUCUUGGAUUAGAAUGAUAAAGAGGCUGGAUUAGAGAUGAUAAACAGCCUGGAUUAGAAAUGAUAAACAUCCUGGAUUAGAAUGAUAAAGAGCCUGGAUUAGAAUGAAUGACAGCCUGGAUUAGAGAUUAUAAACAGCCUGGAUUAGAAAUGAUAAACAUCUUGGAUUAGAAUGAUAAAGAGCCUGGAUUACAAUGAAUAACAGCCUGGAUUAGGAAUGAUAAACAUCCUGGAUUAGAAUGAUAAAGAGCCUAGAUUAGAGAUUAUAAACAUCCUGGAUUAGGGGGAGUUUCUAGUUUCUAAACGUAGAAGAUGAUGAAUGUUUUUGUUUCUGGCAGCUAAACCAGCUCUUAGGACGCCCCGGAUCCUCGCUGCGUCCUUUUUCUAUCAAACCACAUUGAUGCAAUAAGAACCUUUGGCCACUGUACAUAUAUCUACUGAUAGAAAUGCAUUUUGGCACGUUCGCAGCAAGUCUUACAACAAGUGAUUUACUACUGAUGUGUUUUUAUCACGUUCAGAGACUCUGGGGCAACAUUCUUUAUCUAAAAGAGGUUUCUGGAAUGGUGCAGGAUUUUGAACUAAAUCCAUAAAUGAAACAUGUCAUGAGGAAUGUCCCAAUGAUGUCAGUGAUCUGAUGAGGCUUGUUUUUGCAAAAAAAUAACAAAGCAUCAGUUUCGAGAAGCUGGACACAGCAGGUGCUGUCAUGUCAAUGAGAAUAGUUCCUGUGCACGUUCCCAAUUCUGUCAUUUCAAAAGUCAGACUCCAUGUUUGAAGGAAGAGGAUGAGCUGUGUGGUUUGGGACCCGCUGCAGUACAUCAGGAUGAAUAAAGACAUUUACCCAGUUACAAUGUGUUUUGAUCUUGUUGUGAUUGAGGCUUGUCUUCAGAAUAAAUGGGUCUGAUUCAGA
Messenger RNA from Nothobranchius furzeri (turquoise killifish), 5023 nucleotides. NCBI's taxonomy places the organism in Eukaryota, Metazoa, Chordata, Actinopteri, Cyprinodontiformes, Nothobranchiidae. The record is from RefSeq and is a predicted model, not a curated record.